AUGGUGGAACAUAUAAUUGAAUUAAAACUUAGCAAAAAUCUUAGAGUUGUAACAACUUUAUCAUCUGAACUUUUUUGUAGGUACUAUAACAAUAAUGUGUGUCCCCAGUCUUAUGCUCAUUCUACAGAUGAUGAUGUUGGCUCAGGAUCACAUGUACACAUCAGUUUGUUUAAGAAUGGAGAAAAUAUUUUUAUGGCAUCUGGUGAACCAAAUAGGUAUGGGAUGUCCCUGAUAGGAGAAUCAUUCAUGGCUGGGAUAUUAGAUCAUCUUUGUUCCCUAUGUGUAUUUACGAUGCCUAUCUCUAAUAGUUAUGAGCGCUUAAUACCUAAGGCACGGAAUUCAUCAUUCAUUUGCUGGGGGAUAGAAUGUAAAGAGUUACCUGUAAGAGCUUGUUGCCCUCCUGGAGUUCCAAAUGGUGUGGUAACCAAUUUUGAAAUGAAAACAUUUGAUGGAUCUGCAAACCCACACUUGGGUCUAGCAUCAAUAAUUAUUGCUGGCAUCGAUGGCAUGCGAAGAAAAUUACCAAUUCCAGGACCAGUAGAGCCAGAAUCUUAUGACUUCGAUUGGAACAACGAUGAUAUAAAACUACCAUGGUCUCUUAGAUGCGCUAUUAUCCAUAUGGAUUCAGAUAAAUGGUUUAAUGAAAUGUUGGGUAAAGAAUUUAUAUGCACCAGAGGAGGAGUUGUUGGGGAAGAGAUCGGACACGAUUUCUGUGGUGGAGACGAAAAAUACAAGCACAUUAUGUUUAAUUAUUAGGUUUUCGCUUAUCUAUUUCUAACAUCACCAUGCUUUAUACUCUUCUAAUUUGUUUUGUUGUAUCAUAUUUUUUAUCUGCUCCUCUUAUGGACUUGUUUGAUUAAUUCUUUGUUUCUUACUGCUUUUUAUCUUUG
Solanum tuberosum (potato) is the source of this 890-nucleotide messenger RNA. Its product is annotated as glutamine synthetase-like. The coding region runs from base 1 to 756 and encodes 251 amino acids. The record is from RefSeq and is a predicted model, not a curated record. NCBI's taxonomy places the organism in Eukaryota, Viridiplantae, Streptophyta, Magnoliopsida, Solanales, Solanaceae. The transcript is spliced from 4 exons. Gene Ontology annotation, molecular function: glutamine synthetase activity.